UGACUGUGAAAACAUGUUGCUUCCAUUUCUACCUAUUGGACUCGGGAUCGGCAACAAGAAAAGUAGCUACACGCAAGGAGCCUUUUUCUUGGAGCCGAGUAGUUUCCUCCAAAUCUUGUUUAGCCUGGAUUGAUACCAUGACAACGACUCCGGAGAAUCCGCCAGUCCCACGAACAGAAGCGCAGAAAGAUUCAGUGAUCUUUGCUACACCCGAGAUUGUUGAGGAUCCGCACCGGAACGAUCCUGUACUGCAUAUCGCCAGCGAUAGCAAGCCUAAGACAACCAAAACGAAUGUCACUCAGAAUGCGGAAGAAAAUUUAACAGCUACAACCGGUGGUGAAGGUAAAGGAUUCUCGGCAAGGUGGACCGGUGCCAUCAAUACUAUUCACGGUCCCAUAAUGAAAGGCUUGCUCUGGACGAGCGGAACUGCGGCGCGCAAUCCCCGCAAAACGGUGGCCGGCGUAACGUUCUUGUCGUUCUUCCUUUUGAUUGUAGGAUUUUUGACUAAUUUUUCGGUCGACGUGGAUGAAGACGUCCUGUGGACCCCAGAAAAUGCUCGUCCCGUGAAACAAGGCGCCUGGAUAUCGACUGCAGGCUACCCGGAAGAAAAUCGGGAUAUGCUACUCUUUUUCCACGCCAAUACAGAGAAUGUCCUUGGGCAAGCGCAGACUCGCAAAGUAUUUACUGCACUCGAUACGGUUCGCAACUUGCCCGGCUAUAGAGCCUUGUGCGCCCAAAGUAGCUACGUGGAUCCACGAACGGGACAGCGCACGUGUGAAAUUUCCGGAGCGACUGCGUUCUGGAACGACACAGCUGCCCUCUUUGAAUCCCAAGUUGACAAUGAUAACGAUGCGAUUCAACAACUGUCAGCGCCGGUCUAUCCCGAUGGCACGCCCGUUUCGGACAAUGAUAUUUUUGGGAAACCACUUCGUAACGAAGUAUCAAGGACGUUGGAGUCAGCUCAAGCCUAUGUUCUUGUCAUAGGACUGCCUGACACAGAGGAAACGGAGGACUUUGAACUGGAAGCGCUUGACGCGAUCCUCGACCUGCGGAAUAACAUCUGGAAUGGAAAUGAAUUCAAUGUGGAAGUGACCACCCAACGAUCUUUUCCCGACGAAUUCACUCGAGGUAUCGUGCGGGACAUUCCACUUGUACCAACUGUCUUUAUCAUCAUGUCGAUUUUUACCUGUAUUGUUUUUGCCAAGAGGGACAAAGUCCGUUCACGCAGCUUGCUGGGGCUCAGCGCGACAAUUUGUGUCCUAUUGAGCAUAAUGAGUGGUUACGGGCUUUUGUUCAUAGCCGGUGUCCCGUUCACAAGCAUGACCCAGAUUCUUCCCUUUAUUAUUUUCGGCAUUGGUCUGGACGAUGCUUUCAUUGUAUCGGGUGCCUACGAACGUACGGAUCCAGCCAAGAAUCCCGUGGACCGGAUUGAGGCAACCAUUGAAGAUGUUGGAGCCAGCAUUACGUUGACAACAAUUACUUCGACUUUUGCCUUUGGUCUCGGUGCAAGCUCGGACGUUCCUUCAGUGUACUGGCUAUGCUACUACGCGUUCCCUACUGUUAUGCUGGUGUUUCUCUACCAAAUUACGUUUUUUGUAGCAACUAUUGUGUUGGACGAAGAGCGGAUUUGUGCCAACCGUCGAGAUUGCUGCAUCUGGGUGACCGUUCAAAAACGAGAAGGUACGGACGAGGAUGUUGUUUCAGAUGUCUCUCAUACUGAUAUUGCGGAAACUGUCAACGACACGCGAGUAUCUCCUGUAGAUUAUUGGAUGGGGGUGUACUCUCGCCAACUUCUACGUCCUGCCGUAAAGGUUUUUGUGGUGCUUUUCUUUUGUGGUCUUCUCGGUGCGUGUGCCUACAGUGCCACCAAGUUGACGCAGGAAUUCAAGUUUACUGAGGUUCUUCCCGAUGAUUCGUACUUGUCCGCCUUUCAGUUUGCCUUUGACGACAAUACGUUUCGUUCCGCCGUCGCCCCUUACGCUUACUUUCGAUUCGUCGAUCAGAGCGAUCCAAUGAUUCAGGCACAAAUGGAAAGCUACGUCAACGAACUCGUGUCAAUUUCAGCUAUCGAAGAACAGCCCAGCUUCUUUUGGCUCCGUGACUUUCAACAGUACAGAAAUGAGACUGGACUUACCAACACCAACAAUACAAUGUUUGCUAGCCAAGUACAGUCGUUUCUCUCCACGGACGUUUUCGCAGCGCUCUACCAAGAUGACAUCGUCCUGGACGAUACCGGCAACAUUGUGACUUCUCGAGUUCGCCUUAAUAUGGACAAUGUUGAUCUAGAAGACGUCAACGAACAAAUAAAGGCCCUCGACGAUCAAGCCGCGGUAACGGCGGCCCAGCCUGUAAACCAGCAAGGCGCUGAUUGGUCGUUCUUUUCCUACGACAGUAUCUUUAACAUUUGGGAGUUUUACGCCGCAUCGGUCGAUGAAGUUAUAUUUACGACGGUGAUGGGCAUUUCGGCCGUCACUGUGCUGACUCUUUUAUUUGUUCCGCACUGGACAGCCGCACUGUUCAUCUUACCCAUUAUUUGCGUCCUGUACAUAGAUUUGUUGGGAGUGAUGCAAUGGGCUGGCGUCCACAUCAACGCCGUGAGUUACAUUACCUUGGUCAUGUCGAUUGGAUUGACGGUGGAUUUUAUUUUGCAUGUGCUGCUGCGAUACUAUGAGUCGCCAGGAAACCGUGAAGAAAAGACUUUGUAUACGCUGCAGACCAUGGGAACGUCCGUGUUGAUCGGUGGCGUUUCCACUUUCUUGGGAACACUGCCCUUGGCUUUCAGUACGAGUGAAAUCUUUUACACAGUUUUUGUCUCUUUUAUUGGCCUCGUUACGUUGGGUUGCGGGCACGGAUUGAUUCUGCUGCCGGUGCUAUUGUCAACAAUUGGACCAGAGGACCAAAUUUGGGAAGUAGAGAACCGCGCUCCAGCGACCGAAAUCCACGAAGCCUUGGUCACUUUUCCGGCGAGUGAAGAGGACAAGGUAGGAAAGGAAUUGGAUACCGAGUGAGCGCGUGCGAGCUAGUCCAGUUGUGGGCGCUAGGUUUGAGAAUAUUUGUAUAAAUUAAACACGACAGACAGAGACACGGGCCAUGAAUAAUGCCAGCAUCCUACAGUAGCGAUACCCCCAUGUUUGCGUGUAAUUUUGUUGUCACUGCGCUUCAGUGAAAUCGGCUACACGGAAGGAAUCCGAAAGACGUUCAGUGUAUACGCCACGUAGGUAUAGUACCCCGCAAUACUGGUCAAUUCCACCAAAACCGAGUCUUUCCCGUCCAAGGCUUUCUUAGUGGCAGCGUAGGUUUCCUCGGACACGUUGUACGUGUCCAACAGUUCGGCGGUAAAGGUGGCAAUCGCCCGGUCUCGAUCCGUCGUCAAGAAUGGCCAAAGCUUGCGUUGCACCGCAGCGACACUAAAGUCGUCAUCGCGUGGAAUGGCGUCGACAAGUUCCCGUGACCAUCCCGCCUUGAGGGCUUCCCCCACGUGUAUAUCGAAUUCGGCGUGCGACCGUGUUUUGGCGCCCGUGAGGAGUAUCACGAGUUCGGAUUCGGCGAAUGUAAGGGACGUGCCGUACCGACACGCCCGUCCCAGUGCCUGGGCCGGCUGUGCAAUGUCCGGGACGGCCAACCAGGGACCAAAGGGACCGGACAAUCCCGUGCGGGGCCGGGAUUUAAGAAUGCCGUGACGAAUUUUCUUUUGUUGGCGAGUCAGUUGUUCGACGGGUGGUCCCGUGUAGCGCGGAACCAAGUCGCGGGACGUGUUCUCCCAGAAGGUAGACGACUGGUGGAUGAAUUGAGAGGGUAUUGUCAAGAGGUAGGCACCGUAGAUGGCGACGACGCCGACACUGGCAGUUGUAGCCCACGAACCCAUGGCGAGACGUCUUUUGGGCGUGUGAAGGGCUCGCUGGUCUACAAGGGUGAUGACCAAACUUUUUUUACUC
Molecule: messenger RNA, 3935 nt
Organism: Phaeodactylum tricornutum CCAP 1055/1
Lineage: Eukaryota; Bacillariophyta; Bacillariophyceae; Surirellales; Neidiaceae
Exons: 2
Coding region: 138-3008 (956 amino acids)
Cellular component (GO): membrane
Source: RefSeq, a predicted model, not a curated record